This is a messenger RNA of Aureobasidium namibiae CBS 147.97, 351 nucleotides long. RefSeq lists its product as uncharacterized. The coding region runs from base 1 to 351 and encodes 116 amino acids. NCBI's taxonomy places the organism in Eukaryota, Fungi, Ascomycota, Dothideomycetes, Dothideales, Saccotheciaceae. The transcript has 2 exons. The record is from RefSeq and is a predicted model, not a curated record.
AUGGGCAGGACAGAAGACAACAGAAGAAGUGAUCGCUUGCAAAGGGACGAUUAUGAACAGGAGGAUUGGAACGCCAUCAGCAAGACAACUAACGACGAAGAUCGUAACAAAGUUGGCAAAAAGGCUGCAAAGCCGCACAUGCCAUGCCACUCUUCCAAACACACGACCUCGAGCGGCAUCGAUACGAGCAUACCAGGCGACAUUGGUAUGGGCCAGACUGACAGAGAAUACUCCAAGGAUAUUCUUGCCAACCGCCGCAAGAUUUCCCUCCGUCUUGGCAGCAGGAAGCGUGUCAGAAUCCUACAAGACUUGUCAUCAGAUCUCGGUAUCAUCGAAGUCCAUGCCAUUUGA